UCAAGCGGAAAAAUGGGAGCCAGCACGAAAACAAGUCGCUUCGCUCUUGUCUUCACUGGUGUGGCCUUCCUGUUCGUCCUGAUAGCCUUUGUGUCGCCUUACUGGCUGCAGCACGAUGGGCUGAACAGGGCGCCGAAGUUCCUGCACUUGGGACUCUGGGAGGUGUGCUUCACCAAAUUCCAGGACAUCAAUCGCUGGUACGACGUGCGCUUCAACGGAUGCAUGUGGGUGUUUGAGGAGGAAUACUACAUCAUCCAUGACUUCCUGCUGCCGACCUUCUUCGUGGCCACGCAGUUCUUCUUCACCAUCUGCUUCACGCUCCUGCUGCUGUCGCUCUUCCUCACCAUCCUCUUCCUGCUCGCCUCGAAGGACGACGAUCGCUACAUAAUGCUUCUGCUGACCAACGGAGCGGUUCAGGUGAUUGGCGCCACUUGCGGUCUCAUUGCCGUCAUCACGUUCGGCGCCCGAGGCGACGGACGCGACUGGAUGCCAAACUGGGAGCACAACAACAUGGGAUGGGCGUUUGCGCUCGCCGUCCUCGGCACCAUGAGCCUCUUCCCCGCUGGGAUCCUCUUCCUGAUCGAGGCGCGCAAGAUCAAGUACAAGCGACUCAAUGAGAUCGGCACGCGAGAGGCCAGCGCCUACAGCAUGGACGACAGGAAGCUGCGCGCAGGAGCCAGUGGCCACACGGACAUCUAGAGAGGAUGCUCAGGAUCCUCCCUUUGCACCACAUCCGUCCAUACUCGAGUAACUAUUGAGUCUCGUCUUGAGUAGUUUUAAGAAACACAGAAGAUUCCGUCCAUUUAUCGUGAAUCCGACGACAGGGAAGAGUCUGCUUAUUGCCUCUUUCGCGAAAUUUUACAAUAUAUCUCAUCAAGUAUUGUUUAAUAAACAAUUUGUACCCUUUUAG
Molecule: messenger RNA, 910 nt
Organism: Phlebotomus argentipes
Lineage: Eukaryota; Metazoa; Arthropoda; Insecta; Diptera; Psychodidae
Gene: kune
Exons: 2
Coding region: 13-699 (228 amino acids)
Biological process (GO): regulation of tube size, open tracheal system; septate junction assembly
Cellular component (GO): septate junction; membrane
Source: RefSeq, a predicted model, not a curated record